This is a messenger RNA of Paralichthys olivaceus (Japanese flounder), 2096 nucleotides long. Its product is annotated as GTPase IMAP family member 7-like. NCBI's taxonomy places the organism in Eukaryota, Metazoa, Chordata, Actinopteri, Pleuronectiformes, Paralichthyidae. The record is from RefSeq and is a predicted model, not a curated record. Gene Ontology annotation, molecular function: GTP binding.
UGGACCAACACAUGCAGCAUAUUUAGAGAGCUGCCGGCAGUCCCUCUGGGGAUGCACAUUUCAGAUGUAAACUAAAGACAAUACAAGGAAAUAGGAAGCCCCCUGAGUACCGGCCAGCUCCAGAAGUUUCCCAGAAAGUGGAGCGGCAGAGCUGGUCUGAGUCCACAACAGCAGCCUGGAGCAGCACAGUUGACCACCUGGGAACGGGAAGGGAUUGAUCCAAAGUAAUGGCUGAAGAAAUACCACUGCGGGAAAAGAAGCAGAAAUAUGUACCUUGGUCUGAUGGGUGUGGUCUCAAUAACUUUGACGCUUCUGUUGUUACAGCUUCAGAUUUGUCUGGAGGCUUGAGGAUCGUCCUAGUGGGCAAGACCGGAUCAGGGAAGAGUGCAACCGGAAACACCAUCCUCGGGAGAGCUGCCUUCAAAGAGGACCCGAGCCCCAUGUCUGUGACUAAACACUGUGAGACCCAGAGCGGGGAGGUGGACGGGACUGUGGUCCAGGUGAUUGACACUCCCGGUCUGUUUGAUACAGGCAUCACAGAGGAAGAGUUGAAAACCAGAAUAGAGGAAUGUGUCAAGAUGUCUGUGCCCGGCCCUCACGCCUUCCUGCUGGUGAUCAGGCUUGGUGUGAGGUUCACCGAGGAGGAAAGAAAUGCUGUGAAGUGGAUCCAGAAUAACUUUGGAGAUGACGCCUCUAUGUACACUAUCAUGCUGUUUACAUGUAAAGACCAGGCUAAGGCCGACAAUGCUCUGAAGGAGUGCAAGGAGCUACGGAGACUCUCGAUUACAUUUGGACGCAGAUACCACGCCUUCAACAACAAUGAUGCAGACGACCGCGUACAGGUCACAGAGUUGAUCACCAUGAUCAAGGAAAUGAUACAGGACAACGGCGGGAAACACUACACUAAUGAGAUGUAUGAAAAGGCCCAGAGGAAGCUGAGAGAAGAGGAGGAGCGGAAGAUACAGGAAGAGGAGGUGAAGAAAGAGGAGGAAAGGAAAAGGUGGGAUGAGGAGAGGGAGAAGAAACAGGAAGAGAGACAAAAAGAGGAAACGGUCAAAAAGAAGAACAUACGUGUGGCUUCAGCCGCGGCGAUCAUAUUGUUGUUAGCCGGCAUGGUUAUAGCAGUUAGUGCUAACACCACCGUGGCUCUGGCUCUGGGAGGUCCUGUGCUUGUUCUGGGGGUGUUGUGUGGUUUGGCUGCCCUAUGCAUAUGGAAGGGCAUAAGAUGCAAAUCAAAAACAUCUUCUCCAAUAUAACUUAGGGGAGGCUAUAGCAACAAGGACUCAUUCAUCUGUCUGCAGUAUGUGACACGGAAUAAUAGUUUUGUUCUACAUCCACACAACUAUGUUUUAGUUUGAAACAAACUCCACACUACUGCGCAGUUUUAAAGCUGCUAAAACUGAGAAGUUUGGAAAUGAUGACUUCGACACUCACAAGCACUUGCUGAUUUAGUUUUUUCAGUCAAAGCAUAGCAUAGCCUUUGCUGAUUUGUCAGGGUCAUAUCACAUGACACCCUUCCGGAUAAAAUCAACCGCAGUUAGCCUCGGCUACCAGAAUUUAAGAUGGACAGUAAAUUAAAAGUGUUGCUGACGCUCUUGUCUUUGCUGUUGUGAAAUUCAGUUACAAUGCUACAACUGCUUACAUGUGUAGAAGAUGAGCUAUUGUUCAAGCAAUCUGUUUACACCAGCAUGUGCACGUCAGUGUAUGUGAGUGGUCACAGGAUUUUCAUUUUCAGGCAUGUAACUAUGAACAGGGAUUAAAACUGAUAUGAAGCCAAAAUUCUGUCAGAGAUUGUUGUAAUUUGAAAUUGCUGUUUUUAAAUAAAAUUGUUUUAGUAUGGAUGUAGCUGUAGUGUUGACACACAACUUUUUCCUGUUGAGAAUGUCCCUGAAUGAUUUUGUUUUGGCCUUUUCUGCAUUAAGUUUUGACACAUAAGAAUAUCAGAGCCAUGUGAAGUUAGUGCUGACAGUAAACAAAUGGUAUGAAACCCAACACUUGUUUCUUCUUUCUUUGUUUUCUUUACACUCUUUUACUGUUUGGAGUUUCUUAAUGAAACCUGCAUCCCUAGUUGUACUUGUACACAUUUCUUCAGGGCU